UUGAAACGUGAAAAAUCUCAAUCAUGUUUAUCAAGCCUUUUAAGCCACGUGGAAAUAUCCAAUUGAAGGGAUCGGACAAGAAGCGCUUGAAAUCUCGUGUUUUGAGUGCUUUCCCCAAUUUAAAAGAUGAAGAAUUCUCAAAUGUGCUCUCUAAUAAGGCUACGGUGUCUUCAGUGAAAGCAGUAACACACAAUGAGGAAAACAUUUUGAUUUACACAAUCGAUAAACAGCCUUUCUUCUUUGAGAUCGUUUCCUCUGGGAAGCUUCUUCCAACAGUUUAUGCAUUGUGGAAAUUUCCAGACAUGAUUCCGUGCUUUUCAACUCAUUCCGAUGUGUUACCAAAACUGGCAAAUGGAGCAGAUUUGAUGAUUCCCGGAGUGGUUAAGUCUGGAGGAGAUCUCAAGUCUUGGGGUUCAUACAAAAAGGACGAUAUUUUCGGGAUAAAUUUAACCUCCAACAAGGCUGUCAUCGCAGUCGGACUUCUUGCGCAUUCGAGUCAGGACUUGUACAUGUGUGGAGGUCGAGGAGUGGCCGUCCAUGUCCUUCAUGUGUUUGGCGAUAAGCUUUGGGGCAUGGAACCAAGUAUGUGCGAGCAACCACCGAUGAUGAAACCAGUCAUGGCUGUACCGACAAACGAUGAUUUUCCUCCAUUAGGUGCAGAGCCACCAUCAGUUAAGGAGGUCACGCAACAAGUAAGCAAAUUGGAGGUUUCAGACGAUGUCGAAAAGGUAACAGAAAAAGAAGAGGAACCAGUAGAAGCGACUCCAGAUGAAAUAUUGUAUCGGGCAUUCUUAAAUUGCAUCAAAUUGGAGGGUAAAAAAAUACAAUUACCAAUGCUGACAAGCACUUUCUACCCGCAACAUAUUCAACCUGCCUUGGAGAGUCCCAUAGACAUAAAAAAGACGACUUACAAAAAAGUAUCUGCGUUUUUGCGUGAGAUGGAAAAGCAGAAUUUCAUCAAAAUUCAGGAAGAGGCAAAAGGAAUCGAAAAAAUUUCGUUUUUGAAUCUGGAGCAUCCUGCUGUCUUGGAUUUUAUUCCGAACAAACAAGAAAAACAAGCCGCACAAUCUACCGAAAAUGCGCCACAAUUGCUUCUCACAAAAAUGACACAAGUUUACGUGGUUACCGAAAACACCGCCAACUUUUUCUCCAACUUUAAUUUGCCCGUGGGCUCAAAACUCGACGAAAAACAGAUAAAAGAUCACGUUAAAGACUAUGCUGGACGCAAAAAGUUGCUCGAUAAGACAAUCCAAAAAGUCAAUUUGGAUGAGGUACUUUCGGAAAUUUGUCUCACUGAAGGUCCACUAUCCGUUGAUGACAUUGCGAAAAUGAUUAAAAACAGUAUGAAUGCAUCGUUUGAGAUGCGAACGCAAGAUAAGGCACCGGUGAAAGGAGGAAAGAAGCCCGUUAUUCAUAUUACAACGGCCACGAGGACAGGCAACAAAAAGGUUACAAUAAUAAGUAAUUUGGACUUGUACGGAGUAAAUAUUACGGAGUUUGCAAAGGCAAUCAAAUUGGCUGUGGCUGCAAGUACCAGCAUGACCGAAGUGCCAGGCUACAAGUCUGAACAACUGUUGGUGCAAGGAAAUCACGUUUCCUUUGUUUAUAAUUUACUGGUCGAUACGUACAAAAUUCCAAGAGGCAACAUCACUGGAUUGGAGUUUGCUAAAAAGGAAAAGAAAAAGAAGAAAUAAAAAAGUUGACAAGUUUAUUAAAAUUUCAAUUGUAAAUAAAAUUAAAUUGAAACACCUUUUCGAGUUUUUUUUAUUA
Culicoides brevitarsis is the source of this 1770-nucleotide messenger RNA. RefSeq names its product eukaryotic translation initiation factor 2D (gene eIF2D). Gene Ontology annotation, molecular function: RNA binding; translation initiation factor activity. Bases 24 to 1694 code for a protein of 556 amino acids. Lineage: Eukaryota; Metazoa; Arthropoda; Insecta; Diptera; Ceratopogonidae. The record is from RefSeq and is a predicted model, not a curated record. Gene Ontology annotation, biological process: translational initiation; formation of translation preinitiation complex. The transcript is spliced from 2 exons.